AUGGCUGGAACUACCCACCACCACCGAGCAACACUCAAACAGCAAAACAAACGAUUCAAAUCGAAACAUGCUACAAAAUCAUCUCUAAAAGAGGCUGCCAAAGGCCGUAUCCCCCGCCAAUCCCCAAAAACUUCACCAACCCAAACCCAAACCCAUUCCCAUUCCCAUUCCUCAUCCCAACUCCGUCUGAACCGUAAAAACGCAGCAAAACAAGCUCAAAUCAAAAAACGCAACGCUCUCAUCAGCGCUACACGGUUAUUUAACGGGGUCGAUGGAGCUCCUAGGAUUAUCGCUGUUGUACCUCUCACUAGGGACGUCAGCCCCAGUGGGACUGUGAAAGCGUUAGCAAGGGCUGGGGCUGGGGCUGUAGAUUUGGAGGGUGAGGGGCAGAAUGUCCCGGAGAAGGGGGUUUGGAAAAUGAGAGCCGACCGCUUCAAAACAUCCCUCCAAUUCAUCACAGUCCCCUAUCGAGACUUUUACGGUGCCCUCGAAGCAUGUCGAGUAGCAGACUACACCCUCCUCGUUCUUUCACCUACGAACGAAGUGGAUACUUGGGGGGAUACCCUGUUACGGACGUUACAGGCACAAGGGUUGCCUAGUGUUGUUACGGUUGUAGCUGACUCUGACUCCCCCUCUGACUCUGGGAGGGUAGAUCCCAAAACCCGAUCGGGGAUAUUAAAGUCGUUGCUUUCGUUUGUGCAGUAUUUCGUUCCUAGUCAGAAGAGAGUGUUUGAUUUAUGUGCGAGUUCGGAUUGUGUUGGGGCGUUGAGGGCGGUGUCGGAGGGGAAACCGGAGGAUGUGAGGUGGAGGGAGGGAAGAUCUUAUUUGGUUGGGGAGGAUGUGGAGUGGACGAGCGCGAGCGCGAGCGAAGGGGAGGGUGAGGGGGUUGGGGUUUUGAAGGUCACUGGAGUGGUGAGGGGAGCGGCGUUAUCUGCGAAUAGGCUGGUGCAUAUUCCUGAUGUUGGGGAUUUUCAGAUACUCAAGAUAAUGUCAGCACCUAUAACAAGACACUCGACGAAAAACUCCAACGCGAACGCCAACUCGAUGGAAGUAGAACCCACUCUUCUCGCCGAACCGGACGAAGCAUCUGCUGAUUCUCUGGUAUCCUCUAACGACCCAGAUGAUAUGGCUAAUGAGCAGACUUGGCCAACUGAGGAGGAGAUGAAUGGGGAAGAUAAAGGCACUGAUCCACAUACCGUUGUUGUUCCCGAUGCUCUUCAAGGAACGACACCAAAAUCAGUUCGCCGGGUUCCCAAAGGCACGAGUGCAUACCAGGCUGCUUGGAUUGUUGACGAUGAGGAAGAGGAUGAUGAGGAUAAGGAGAACCGGAAACGAGAGGAAGGGGUGGUGAUGGACCAAGACGCGGACGCGGACGUGCCAGAGGAGAUGGAAGAUCUACAAGUCGAUGAAGAUAUGCAGACUGAAACUGGGACUGACAUUCGCAAAAACGUGGCAUUUGAAGACCUCGAUAACGAAGAGGAAGAAAAACAACUUCAAAAAUGGCGAGAUCGCAAACGUGAAGAACAAGACGAUAAAAGUUUCCCUGAUGAGAUCGACACACCACAGGACGUGGCUGCUCGAACGAGGUUUCAACGGUACCGUGGUUUGCUAUCAUUCCGAACGAGUCCUUGGGAUCCGUACGAAAACCUUCCUCGGGACUAUGCUCGGAUUUUCCAGUUUGAGGAUUACAAACGUACAGAACGUGCUGUUCGUCGGAGGGCUGAACGAGAAGAAGGUGUGAUUGAGCCUGGAACGAGGAUAUCGAUACACAUCCGAAAUGUACCCCGAACUGUAGUUGAGCAGAAACCGUUGAUGGUGUAUGCACUGCAACAACAUGAACACAAGGUAUCUGUGUUGAACUUUACUGUUCAGCGGAACACGGAGUAUGAUGGAUCUGUGAGAUCCAAGGACGAACUCGUUUUAUGCGUUGGACCUCGGAGACUACGCGUGUCGCCUAUUUACAGUCAACAUACUCGUGGUGGGGGUAAAGGCGUGAAUAACGUGCAUAAGUUUGAGAGGUACCUUCGACAUGGUGCUACAUCUGUCGCUACGAUCUAUGGACCUGUGGUGUUUGGGAAGCAACCCUGUAUUUUGUUACGGGAGACGGCGGAUUCGCAAGCUCCACAGUUAGUAGCGAUGGGGACAUUCCUCGAUCCAGAUACGACACGGAUCAUUGCGAAACGGAUUAUAUUGACAGGACAUCCGUUCAAGAUACAUAAAAAGACGGCUACGGUGAGGUAUAUGUUUUUUAACCCCGAGGACAUUGACUAUUUCAAACCUAUCCAACUACAUACUAAACAUGGUCGAGUGGGACAUAUUAAAGAGUCUUUGGGGACUCAUGGGUAUCUGAAAGCGCAUUUUGAUGGUUCGAUAAACCAGAUGGAUACGGUGUGUAUGGCGUUGUAUAAACGUGUGUUCCCGAAGUGGGGGGUGAUGUGGAAUGGGAAUGGGGAUGGUGGGGAGGACGCGGAAUCGGACUCAAUGGCUAUGGAGGAGUGA
Molecule: messenger RNA, 2499 nt
Organism: Marasmius oreades (fairy-ring Marasmius)
Lineage: Eukaryota; Fungi; Basidiomycota; Agaricomycetes; Agaricales; Marasmiaceae
Exons: 10
Coding region: 1-2499 (832 amino acids)
Biological process (GO): ribosome biogenesis; endonucleolytic cleavage of tricistronic rRNA transcript (SSU-rRNA, 5.8S rRNA, LSU-rRNA); maturation of SSU-rRNA from tricistronic rRNA transcript (SSU-rRNA, 5.8S rRNA, LSU-rRNA)
Cellular component (GO): nucleus; preribosome, small subunit precursor
Molecular function (GO): GTPase activity; U3 snoRNA binding; GTP binding
Source: RefSeq, a predicted model, not a curated record